Messenger RNA from Trichoderma breve, 2232 nucleotides. Its product is annotated as fungal zn(2)-Cys(6) binuclear cluster domain-containing protein. The transcript is spliced from 6 exons. Gene Ontology annotation, biological process: DNA-templated transcription; regulation of DNA-templated transcription. Bases 1 to 2232 code for a protein of 743 amino acids. Lineage: Eukaryota; Fungi; Ascomycota; Sordariomycetes; Hypocreales; Hypocreaceae. Gene Ontology annotation, cellular component: nucleus. The record is from RefSeq and is a predicted model, not a curated record. Gene Ontology annotation, molecular function: zinc ion binding; DNA-binding transcription factor activity, RNA polymerase II-specific; DNA binding.
AUGCCACGUAUGCGCAAGGGAGGCUGCUGGGUCUGCUCCAAGCGCAAGGUCAAGUGUGACAGUUCAGCUCCUAAUCCCUGCGCGAACUGUGAAAGACGCGGGGUGCAGUGCCAGUACGAGCAGCCCGGUCGCGGGUCAGUCAUUUUGCAGCAGGGAACCGGUCCCCGAUCCCGGUACAUGACUGAGGCAGGCAUUCCACGGGAUAGAGCACAGAGAGCGUGUCUGAACUGCGCUGCGCGCAAGCUCAAGUGCUCCAGCGACCCAAUCGGUUGCCAAAGAUGUCUGCAGAACGAACUUGUGUGUACUUACCCUGAGACGAAACGCGCUGCCAAACGGCCUGCCGAGCCUCGUCAAGGAGAUGCCAAGUCACCCAAGAUAGGUUCAGCGCAACCGAAUCACCUGUAUGAUGAUGACAGAAACGAGUCACCAACCUCGGAACGCGAUCUUCCUCAGGCAGAUUUCGUGGGUGUAUCUCGGCGUCAACACCCCAGCCUUAUCACGAACGAUAUAAUUCAUCCCAAGGAGAUGAUUAGGGCCCUUAUAGAUGCCUAUUUCGAGUUCGUAUACCCAUUAACAAAUCAUGGGUUUAUCCAUCAGGGCAGACUGCUUGAGGAACUAGACGAAGAGAAAGCGCCCGUCGUGCUGCUUAAAGCUAUGGCAGUCUCUGCUUCACAUUUUGUCGAGACUUCUGCAGACAUGACGAAACAAGCCACCCAGUGGGCUGACGAUGUUGAUACCUACAUCAUGGCAAAUAUGGGCUCGUACUCCCUCCUUAACCUGCAGGUUUUAGUACUGUGGGCUAACUAUUAUUACACUACCGGAAACAUGGGAAAGACGUGGAUGUUGGUUGGAUUAGCUGCACGAUUGGCUUACUGUCUACAGAUCAAUGUGGAAUCAGCAAAUGGGUCACCCAGUGAGAAAGAGAGUCGGAGGCGCAUGAUGUGGAACCUCCGCAUACUGGACCGGCUGCUCGCUGGAACUGUCGAAGAGUUUUCUGUGUGCUCAAAGUACAUAGAUAACCUACGGUUGCCCUGCAAUGAACACUUCUUCAUGGCUGAGAUUGAGGUUGAGACAGACACUUUGCAAUCCUUUACCAGCCACCAGGAAGUCCGAAACAUCAGUGGCUUUGCUGCCCUAGUUGGGUUGUUUGAAAUAUGGCGCGAGAUUCAUCUGUUCAUGAAGAGAGUCUCACAAAUGAUGAUCCAAGUCGAUGAAAUGGUGCAGCAAGUCUCUGCCCUUCACACGAAGCUCUCCGACUUUGAGCAACGACUUCCCUCAAACCUGAGAUUCACAAAGCAGAAUUUAUACCUUCACACCAAUGCGGCAGAAAAGGAGACUUUCAUCAUGUUAAAGUCCUGGUGGCACGAGUGUUACUGUAACUUAUACCGCUUUAGCCUCCCUGGGUUCCGCGAGUCCGUCAAGCUCACCUCUGCAAAUGCGCCCUUUAUACAGACAUGCCGCCAGCAGGUGCUCAAGUCAUCUUUGGAGCAGAGUAUCUUUUGGCGGAGUAUUGCCAACAUUCGAGGUGCUCGACUGAGCGAUCCCAUCGUAAUCGUUCUAGUGCAUUCCAAUACUAAAACGCUUCUCGCCAUCCAAAAGUUGCCAGAAGCUGAUCCUCUUAAACAAGAUUAUCGGAUGAGCGAGAUCCCCGCUUUAUUGGCAUCUAACAUCUCCUCCUUGGAUUGGCUGGCAAGUCGAAUGCCGAGGAUUGCGACAGUGCAACAAGGAAUUCGGAACAUCAUCCGUAGGAACAUUGGCCACGCUUCUGCUGAAAGCAUCAUAGAUGCUGGAUUGCCUCUGAAGCGACGUCAUUCUCGCCAGGAACUCGUCGAGAGACAUACAGAUGAACAAGAAACACAAAUACAAGCUGUUAGUGGAGGGGAAUACAGAGACACGGUAGACACCGUUGUCUCACCAACAAUUGUUGUAGAGGACCUAAACGGUAGAUUUGAGGUCACGCAACGCAUGGAUGUGGAAGCAGAUGCUUUACGAAACAGACCGAUAGAUGGGUCUGGUUGGGUUAGACGCGAUGAUGGGCCAGAGAAUAUGCCUUCUCAAGGCCACGUGGAUGAUGCACCCAUACUAGGAGUGUACGACGAUGAAGCCAUAAAAGGUAUGGCAGGAUAUGUUGCUUCAUUUGAGAUGAGUUCACAGUAUGACAUGCUAUUUGGAGCCUGGUUGCCAGGAAGCGAGGAACAACCGAGCACUGGCAAUUUCUGGACCCUCUUCUAA